AUGAUCAAGACACUCUCAAGGCCACCUUUCCCUUCUGGCUGGGGCAGUAUACCAACGACUCUCUCCAAUCUCAGUCUUUCCAACACCCUUCCUGUCGGUCAAUCUUUUCUCUGGCACAAACGAACUCUUCCUGCUGCUGGACCAGAUGAACCCUUGGAGGAAUAUUCAAGGGCGAUUCGUAACCCUUGCCGAGUGAUUUUCCUCCGUCAAUCGAUCCAUCGACUUCACUACGUUUCACUAUUACCCGAUGGAUCUACGAGCAAAGAUGAAGAAACGCGUCAAUGGUUAGAAGAUUAUUUUCAACUUGUCAACUAUCCCGACCUUUCUCUUUUAUAUAAAGAAUGGAGAGAUCGAGAUACUGAAUUAUUUGGGAAGAUAGAGUUUGAUAAAAAAGCUAUAGGAGUACGAGUAUUAAGACAAGAUCCUUGGGAAUGUUUAAUUUCAUUCAUAACUUCAACUAAUAAUCAUAUCACUCGAAUAUCAUCAUUAAUGCAUAAAUUAAGUAUAAAUUAUUCUAAACCUUUAUUCACCAUUGAACAAUUCGAAGGUUCAUCAUCCAUCACAUAUCACCCAUUCCCAAUUCCUGAGGAUUUCCCAGAUUCCUUCGAAACGAAUUUACGUCAACUAGGAUUCGGUUAUAGAGCUAGUUUCAUCGAAAGUUCAAUCAAGUCAUUACGUCAACAAUUCGGUUCGAAUCCAGGAUCUAUAGAGAAAGGUUUGGUUGAUUUGAGGAAAAAGGAUUUAGAUGUGAUAGGGGAAUGUUUGAUAUCGUUAAAAGGAGUCGGACGAAAAGUUGCCGAUUGUGUAAUGUUAAUGUCUUUAGAUCAACCAUCUUUAAUUCCUGUAGAUACCCAUGUUGCUUCUAUAGCGGCAAGACAUCCUUCUUUCCCAUCAAGACUACGUAACAAAACCAUGUCGAAACAGAUGUAUGACGAUAUUCAACUUUUCCUUGCUGAUCGAUGGGGUCCAUUAGGAGGAUGGUGUCAAGCUGUCAUGUUUGCUGCUGAUUUACCUCCCAUCCGACCGGCGGAGGUGUCGUGCUCGGUAUCAGACGAAUUAGGCUUCUGCGAGUCAAAAAAUGUCGUUAUGGUCGAUCAAAUCAUCCAAGACGUCAAACCGAUAUCCGUAGCCAAAUCACGUUCUAAGCGAUCAAAACGUACCAGCGAUGGGGUCGAUAAUGGAGUUGUACUUGAACACAAGAGAACUCGGAGAGUAUCUGGGACACCCAGAUCGACUUCGUAA
This is a messenger RNA of Tremella mesenterica DSM 1558, 1242 nucleotides long. RefSeq lists its product as uncharacterized. Bases 1 to 1242 code for a protein of 413 amino acids. Gene Ontology annotation, cellular component: nucleus. Lineage: Eukaryota; Fungi; Basidiomycota; Tremellomycetes; Tremellales; Tremellaceae. The record is from RefSeq and is a predicted model, not a curated record. Gene Ontology annotation, biological process: base-excision repair; nucleotide-excision repair; base-excision repair, AP site formation. Gene Ontology annotation, molecular function: damaged DNA binding; 8-oxo-7,8-dihydroguanine DNA N-glycosylase activity. The transcript has 4 exons.